AUGUCCCCAGGGCUGGACAAUAAAGGAAAGAGUGUUAGAAAAAAUGAUAGAUUAAUUAGCAAUGAAUUAAAAUUAAGGUUUUUGAAAAGAUGUGUUAAUAAGUUAAGUGCAGCAAUUAGAUCGUCAGAUUCUAGUAGCUUGGUCAGGUAUCAAAAAACAGCAGGAUCAAAAUCAACAACAAAUAAUGACGCAUUAUUGACUUCAAAAUGGUUGGAACGAAAAAAAUUAGACGAAUUAGGAAUUAAAUAUAAGAAAGGUAUAUAUACUAUGGAAGAAGAUGAAGUAUUAUAUGCGGCAUUAAAUAAAUAUAAAAUUUUAAUAUAUGGAACUACACCAGCUGAGCAUAAAGGUUUCUGGCGUGAAAUUGUAGCAAUUCAUGGUAAAGAUUGGACAACAAUUGGAUCAGAGUUGGGACGUAUGGGUACUCAAUGUCGUGACCGAUGGAGAGAUUAUGGUUCUAUUAGUAAUCGAAAUCCUAGAAAAGGUGAAUGGACUAAAGAAGAAGAAGAUCAAUUAAAACUUAUUGUUACUGAUAUUGUAACAAGAUAUAAAGAUGAAAUAACAUUAGAUUAUGGAAUACCAUGGGAUAUAGUUUCAGAAAGAAUGGGGAAAAAACGAUCUCCUAAGCAAUGUCGUGAAAAAUGGGGAAGAAAGUUACGUCUUAUAUAUGAAAUGGAGAAAGGGGGAGAGAUAUCAAAAUGGUGUAGUGAAGAUAAGUAUUCUUUUAAUUGGGAAUCAUUGAAUGAUGAUGAAUGGGGUCCUUGGACACAAGUAUACUUACAUGAGAGGUGGCGUCGAUUAAAAUAUACAAUUCAAGAUUUUUCAUCCAAAACCUUUACUGAAAUUGUUUGUGAACUUUAUAAUAGGUUUCAGAAGUCUCCACCACAACGAAAGUAUAAAUCACCAGAAAUAAUUGAAGACUCUGAUGAUGAAUUAGGGAUAGUAAAUGAAUGA
Messenger RNA from Entrophospora sp. SA101, 954 nucleotides. The record is from the annotation of a GenBank genome assembly. Lineage: Eukaryota; Fungi; Glomeromycota; Glomeromycetes; Entrophosporales; Entrophosporaceae.